Messenger RNA from Myxozyma melibiosi, 2283 nucleotides. Its product is annotated as major facilitator superfamily domain-containing protein. Bases 293 to 1924 code for a protein of 543 amino acids. Gene Ontology annotation, biological process: transmembrane transport. The transcript is spliced from 4 exons. Gene Ontology annotation, cellular component: membrane. Lineage: Eukaryota; Fungi; Ascomycota; Lipomycetes; Lipomycetales; Lipomycetaceae. The record is from RefSeq and is a predicted model, not a curated record. Gene Ontology annotation, molecular function: transmembrane transporter activity.
GGCGGGCUGGGUGAGCCACCGAGGAAGACCAGGGGCCCGCGCGCAUCACCAAGGCCGGACUGUAGACAGACAUUCCUGCACUUCUCUGGACUCAUAACAGACGCUUGGUAUACGUGCAGUUGCUGGGUAGCUGUUGCAAAUAGACACCGUCACUUGCUGGGAAUAUAUCUGCAGCUCGGUCGAGGAGAGUACCUGAUCUUACCGCUAUCGCCUUUCAGCUCGGGGCAUCAGCAGCAUUCGCCACGAAGACAGCCUGCAUAUAUAUACAGCAAUACAACUCAUAGCAUUCAGAAUGUCAUUAUCAGCUGAAGACGAGAAGGCGGCGUUGGCUACUACCGAAGCGAGGAGAGCGGUUGAGGCUAUGGACUAUGGCUCCAUUUCGACAACAAAGUCAGUCAGCGAAGAGACCGAGGAACUCAUAGACGACGAAAGUGAUGUCUACGCUGAGUACGGAGAACUGGCGGACCUGUUAGAAGGCGGAACUGAGUCCUGGACCGAGGAAGAAGACAGACGAGUCCGCUUCAAAGCCGACUGGAGAAUAAUGACCUGGGCGUGUGUCAUGUUUCUCAGCUUACAGCUCAACAGAAUCAACAUCGUCAACGUGCUCACGACCGAUUUCCUGAUGGACCUUGGAAUGCAGCAAAACGACUACAACCUCGGCCAGACUAUUUACUUUUUCUCGUUCUUGGUCAUGGAAAUCCCUACACAGAUUAUGAACACAAUUGUCGGACCGACCAUUUGGAUUCCUACUAUGAUGACUACAUGGGCCCUCGUAGGCUUCCUCCAGACCUUCAUCACAAACAAGGCCUCUUACCUUGCUACGCGUGCCAUUCUCGGCGCUUGCCAAGGUGGAUUUGUCCCUGGUAUUGCUCUCUACGUGACCUCGUUCUACAAAGCCCACGAAGUCGCGACCCGGCUUGCAAUGCUGUGGUCCACGCAAUACAUCACAAACUCGAUUUCCGCGCUCUUGGCCUCCGGAAUCUUCAACAUGGAUGGUCUCAACGGGUGGCAUAACUGGCAGUGGCUUUUCUUCCUCGAAGGUCUGCUUUCCUUGUCGAUCGGCAUCUCGACCUUUUUCAUGAUGCCCUCGUUCAGAAAACCAGUCAUCUCCAAAGUGUUCACCGCCAGAGAGACCGCCAUCCUUCGUGCACGUGUUAUCCUGGACGACCCGUCAAAGUCAAAGGCGCUAGAUGGCAGCAGAGUCAGCAUGAUGAAGAGCCUUGGUCCUCGCGAUAUUAUAACCACGCUCACAGACAUCUAUCUGAUCCCGCUCUUCCUUCUCGCCUGGCUCGGUUUCCUUCCUUCCGUCGCAUCCUACCAGUUCAUGACUAUCAUGUUCCGCAGCUACGGCUACGCUACAUUUGAGGCAAACCUCCUCGUCAUCCCUGCGAAUAUGACAAUCAUGACCGGAAUGCUCGUCGCCUCCUUUGUGUCCGACAAGUACCGCAAGCGCUGGCCUAUCCCCAUCGCCGCCAUGACAUGGGUUCUCCCCUUCCUCAUCCUCCAGCGCGUUCUUCCCGACGACACGCCCUACGGCCUCCGUGUAUUCUGCGUCAUCUUCACCGUCGGUUUCCCGUACUACACCCCCGUCCUCAUGUCUUGGCUCUCCGCCAACGUCGGCGACCAAUCCAAGCGCGCGCUCGCGAUCGCAAUCUACAACAUCGGCGUCCAGUGCGGCAGUAUCUCGGCCUCGAACGUCUACCGCGCCGGCGACGCGCCGUUCUACCGUAACGGUAACUCUCUCUUGAUCGGCGUCUCGGUCCUCGUGGUUUUGAUCACGCUCUCGACCAGAUGGCUGUUCAAGCGCGAGAACUUGAGACGGGAUAUGAUGUGGUCGAUGAUGACUUCGGAGGAGAGAGAGGAUUACUCUGCUACUACUACUGAUAAGGGUAAUCGCAGACUGGAUUUCAGGUUCCAGCUGUAGUUGUUUUCUCAUAUUCUUUCACUUUUUUUCAUUUCUCAUGGUUAUUCUAAUUGCGCGAUGGCAUGCGGCGGUCAAGUAAUUUUUGGGAUAUAUGAUUUCUUUCUAUUGUAAAUGGUGUGGGGUAUUUUCUGUUCAUGGUGGGGGGUUGAUUUCUCGUGUAAUAUUUCAUGGUUCAGGUGAGGGGAGUAUUUUUGCAUGGGUGGGUGGGGUUUCAUAUUGAUUGUUGAGGAUGACUGGUCUAUAGAAUGGGAAGAUAGACGGGUGAUAAAUGGCAUGGAGAAACGAAUGCUUUUUUACAAGGGUUUAUGAUUUUAUGCAUCUCAUUGAUCUGCAAACAUUGUAUGAUACAAUAUUACAAU